AUGGGCUAUACAACAUACACAUUAUUUGGACUCCCGACAUUCCUUGUUAUCAUAGUUGCUUUAUAUAUUCUAUUCACUGAUUCUGGAGAAGCAUUCAAUGUUGGUCGGUUUCUCGAGGAAACUAGCCCGUUCGUCUUUGGUUCGCUCGGGAUUGGAAUCUGCAUAGGCUUGAGUGUUCUCGGAGCAGGAUGGGGAAUCUUUUUGACGGGAGCAUCGAUACUGGGUGGAGGAGUAAGGACUCCAAGAAUCAGUACCAAGAAUCUGAUCAGCAUUAUCUUCUGCGAGGUGGUUGCAAUUUACGGAGUGAUCAUGGGUAUCGUGUACUCAGCCAAACUCCAAACCGUGCCUGAAGCGCAGCUCUACACCAGAGACAACUACUUCACUGGAUAUGCGCUAUUCUUUGGUGGCCUAACCGUCGGAUUCUGCAAUCUUCUUUGUGGCCUUUGCGUCGGUGUCGCCGGCAGCACCGCUGCGCUCGCUGACGCAGCUGAUCCUACACUGUUUGUGAAGGUACUUGUGGUAGAAGUAUUCGGAAGCGUACUGGGACUCUUCGGACUGAUAGUUGGCCUUCUGAUGAUUGGGAACGCGAAGGAGUUCAUACCAGGACCAGCUGCAGUGUCCGCCAUUCGUAUAUGA
Suillus clintonianus is the source of this 636-nucleotide messenger RNA. RefSeq lists its product as uncharacterized. Gene Ontology annotation, cellular component: proton-transporting V-type ATPase, V0 domain. NCBI's taxonomy places the organism in Eukaryota, Fungi, Basidiomycota, Agaricomycetes, Boletales, Suillaceae. Gene Ontology annotation, biological process: proton transmembrane transport. Gene Ontology annotation, molecular function: proton-transporting ATPase activity, rotational mechanism. Bases 1 to 636 code for a protein of 211 amino acids. The transcript has 7 exons. The record is from RefSeq and is a predicted model, not a curated record.